This is a messenger RNA of Mus caroli (Ryukyu mouse), 682 nucleotides long. RefSeq names its product coiled-coil domain containing 200 (gene Ccdc200). NCBI's taxonomy places the organism in Eukaryota, Metazoa, Chordata, Mammalia, Rodentia, Muridae. The record is from RefSeq and is a predicted model, not a curated record.
UCAUUUUGGGCUUUGCCUGCUCUCACACCCUGCUGGGAUUUUCUUUUACCACACCAUCAUGGGUAGUGCCUACCACUGGGAGGCCCGGCGUCGGCAGAUGGCAUUGGAACGGAGGAAGGCGCUGAUGGCACAGCAGCAACAAGAGCAGAAUGCAAAAAAGCAGGAAGAGAAGAAACAGCAUUUUGAGAAAACAUCUCAGCCACACCAAGAUUCAAAAGGACCCCAACAGGACUCAAAGGAACCCCAACAGGAUUCAAAAGGACCCCAACAGGACUCAAAAGGACCCCAACAGGACUCAAAAGGACCCCAACAGGAUUCAAAAGGGCCACCACCUGCACAGCCAGAACAACAAGCACAGCCACAGGAGAAGGCACAAGGACAGCCACAGCCGCCUGGGCCAAAGUCACAAAAGGAGCAAGACCCACCUACACAGAGCAUCUUCAAGGAUAGUCUCCAGAAGGACACUCAAAGGCAAGGACUACAGACUAAACCAGCCGGAGCUCAACAAGAUGGCCAGCAAUCCUGUAAAGUGUGCGAUAAACCCCCCAUCCUUCCAGGCCGCUGUAUCACGAAUGCUUGCCAGUCUAGCUCUUCUAAAUAUUCCCGACUCACGGUGAGAGUCAACUAAUUACAUCCAGCAGUGGUGAUCCAGAGAUGGACUCCAAGACCUGAUGAAAGUGAA